This is a messenger RNA of Vespa crabro (European hornet), 1049 nucleotides long. RefSeq lists its product as uncharacterized. The record is from RefSeq and is a predicted model, not a curated record. The transcript is spliced from 2 exons. Lineage: Eukaryota; Metazoa; Arthropoda; Insecta; Hymenoptera; Vespidae. The coding region runs from base 136 to 396 and encodes 86 amino acids.
UGUCCCAAUGGACCACGUGAGCAAAUUUAUUACCAUUUUUAAAAUUCGACAUUGGUAUAAAAGGGAGACCGAGCACUAUCCGAGCAUAAGCUUAGUUUCUUCUACGAAGCAAACAACCAACCCAAUCAACCAACCAUGUUCAAGCUGGCUGUCUUCGCUGCCAUUUUGGCCGUCGCUGUUGCCGCUCCCGGAGGUCUUACUGGCAUCGCCAUCAGCCCUGGAACUGGCCCAAUCCACGCUCCCCAAGUGGUCGCUGCUGCAGUUCCCGUAGCUGCCGCUCAUGUCGUUGCCCAACCCGUGGCCCCGGCUGUCCACCAGACCCCCAUCGUCACCAGGACCGUCCUUAACCAUGCCGCUUAUGCCGCACCUCUUCUCGCUGCUCCUCUUCAUGGUUAGACAAUAGCGUCGACGAUAAAUCUCCAACCUACCACCACCACCAAAACAACCAACCAACCAACCAACCAACCAACCAAUCAACCAAUCAACCUUACCAACCAACCAACAGUCAUGACGAGAUAAGAACAACCCCCGAGACAAUACAACAUCCCUCAUAUCAUCUAAAGCCUCGUUGAUUGCAUUCUCGCGUGACGAUGAAUAGACCAUAGGCUCGGAGAAACGACAAAACACACAAAAAAAAAAAAAAAAAAAAGGACGGACUUUACACCAUCCCUUGAACCCCACUUCCCCCCCGCACCCACACCCCCCCCGUCAAGUCACCAACGCACAGCAACCAAACACAAUCAGUACAUUCCCCAGUUCAUCCGCCGGAAAAUUGAUUAUGGAAAAACGAUUAAUUGGCGAAUGAAAUUACGUGGAAGAGGACUUCGAAUCGGCAAAUCUGGCAAUUAUUAGGCGAAUACCAACAUUGAGACGGCCAACUUGGAAAUUUGAUUAUUUCUUAAUUCUUGGAGAUUCGCCAUCGUUGAAAUUCGAAUAUUUGUCUAAUCAUCCUCCCACCUUUCCUCACCCUUAUACCCCUCAUCUUGAUCCCUACCAACUUUCAUAUGGAAUUUUAAUAAAAUUUUAAUUAUAAAAAAACAAAAAAAAAA